Molecule: messenger RNA, 3878 nt
Organism: Neogale vison (American mink)
Lineage: Eukaryota; Metazoa; Chordata; Mammalia; Carnivora; Mustelidae
Gene: RASA3
Product: RAS p21 protein activator 3
Exons: 24
Coding region: 49-2553 (834 amino acids)
Biological process (GO): regulation of GTPase activity; intracellular signal transduction; negative regulation of Ras protein signal transduction
Molecular function (GO): GTPase activator activity
Source: RefSeq, a predicted model, not a curated record
CGCGAGGAUCCGGGCGAGGCCCGCGGGCUCCCGGGCGGGCGACGCAGCAUGGCGGUGGAGGAGGAGGGGCUGCGGGUCUUCCAGAGCGUGAAGAUCAAGAUCGGUGAAGCCAAAAAUCUUCCCACUUACCCGGGGCCAAACAAGAUGCGGGAUUGCUACUGCACUGUGAACCUGGACCGGGAGGAGGUUUUCAGGACCAAGAUUGUGGAGAAGUCGCUCUGCCCCUUCUAUGGAGAGGACUUCUACUGCGAGAUCCCUCGGAGCUUUCGGCACCUGUCCUUUUACGUCUUCGACAGAGAUGUCUUCCGCAGGGACUCCAUCAUAGGGAAGGUGGCCAUCCAGAAGGAAGACUUGCCAAAGUACCAUAACAGGGACACUUGGUUCCAGCUGCAGCACGUGGACGCUGACUCGGAAGUGCAGGGCAAGGUCCACCUGGAGCUGAGGCUGAGCGAGGUCAUCACCGACACGGGCGCCGUCUGCCACAAGCUGGCCGUGCGCAUCCUCGAGUGCCAAGGCCUCCCGAUUGUGAACGGGCAGUGUGAUCCUUACGCAACUGUGACGCUGGCCGGACCCUGCAGAUCAGAAGCAAAGAAGACGAAAGUGAAAAAGAAGACCAACAACCCCCAGUUUGAUGAGGUGUUUUAUUUUGAGGUGACCAGGCCCUGCAGCUACAGCCGGAAGUCCCACUUUGACUUCGAGGAAGAGGACGUGGACAAACUUGAGAUCCGAGUUGACCUCUGGAAUGCCAGCAACUUGAAGUUUGGAGAUGAGUUUCUGGGAGAGCUGAGGGUUCCACUGAACGUGCUCCGCCAGUCCAGCUGCUACGAGGCCUGGUACUUCCUUCAGCCCCGAGACAACGGCAGCAAGAGCCUGAAGCCGGGGGACUUGGGGUCCCUGCGGCUGAACGUGGUAUACACUGAGGACCACGUCUUCUCAUCCAGCUACUACCGCCCGCUGCGGGACCUGCUGCUGAGGUCUGCGGACGUGGAGCCGGUGUCCGCGUCCGCCGCGCACGUCCUGGGCGAGGUCUGCAGGGAGAAGCAGGAGGCGGCUGUUCCCCUCGUGAGGUUCUUCCUGCACUACGGCCGCGUGGUGCCGUUCAUCAGCGCCAUUGCCAGCGCCGAGGUCCAGAGGACCCAGGACCCCAACACCAUUUUCCGAGGAAACUCGCUGACCUCCAAGUGCAUUGACGAGACGAUGAAGCUGGCCGGGAUGCACUACCUGCACGUGACCCUGAAGCCCGCCAUAGAGGAGAUAUGCCAGGGCCACAGACCCUGCGAGAUUGACCCUGUGAAGCUGAAGGAUGGGGAGAACCUGGAGAACAACAUGGAGAACCUGCGGCAGUACGUGGACCGUAUCUUCAGCGUCAUCACCAAGUCGGGGGUGAGCUGCCCCACUGUCAUGUGUGACAUUUUCUUCUCUCUUCGAGAGGCGGCUGCCAAGCGCUUCCAGGACGACCUGGACGUGAGGUACACAGCCGUGAGCAGCUUCAUCUUCCUGAGGUUCUUCGCACCCGCCAUCCUGUCCCCCAACCUCUUCCAGCUCACACCUCACCACACGGACCCACAGACGUCGAGGACGCUGACGCUCAUCUCCAAGACUAUUCAGACUCUUGGCAGCUUGUCCAAGUCGAAAUCCGCGAGUUUCAAGGAAUCCUACAUGGCUGCAUUUUAUGAAUUCUUCAACGAGCAGAAAUAUGCUGAUGCAGUAAAAAAUUUUUUAGAUCUGAUCUCAUCUUCUGGGAGAAGAGAUCCCAAGAGCGUAGAGCAGCCCAUCCUGCUUAAAGAAGGGUUCAUGAUCAAGAGGGCACAGGGGCGAAAACGCUUUGGGAUGAAGAAUUUUAAGAAAAGAUGGUUCCGCCUGACCAACCACGAGUUUACCUACCAGAGAAGCAAAGGAGAGCAGCCUCUGUGCAGCAUUCCCAUCGAGAACAUUCUGGCCGUGGAGAGGCUGGAGGAGGAGUCCUUCAAGAUGAAGAACAUGUUUCAGGUGAUCCAGCCGGAGCGAGCUCUGUAUAUCCAGGCCAACAACUGUGUGGAGGCCAAGGCCUGGAUCGACAUCCUCACCAAAGUCAGCCAGAGCAACAAGAAGCGCCUCGCCGUCUACCACCCAUCCGCCUACCUCAACGGCCACUGGCUGUGCUGUAGGGCCUCCUCGGACACGGCGCCGGGCUGCUCCCCCUGCACCGGCGGCCUCCCGGCAAACAUCCAGCUGGACAUCGACGGGGACCGCGAGACAGAGCGCAUCUACUCCCUCUUCCACUCACACAUGAGCAGACUGGAGAAGAUGCAAGAGGCCUGUGGCAGCAGAUCGGUGUACGACGGGCCCGAGCAGGAGGAGUACUCGACAUUCAUCAUCGACGACCCCCAGGAGACCUACAAGACACUGAAGCAGGUCAUUGCAGGGGUCGGGGCCCUGGAGCAGGAACACGCCCAGUACAGGAGGGACAAGUUCAAGAAGACCAAGUAUGGGAGCCAGGAGCACCCCAUCGGAGACAAGAGCUUCCAGAGCUAUAUCAGGCAGCAGUCGGAGACCUCCACCCAUUCCAUUUGAAGCCGAAUGUCCUGUCCCAGGACGGUGCCCUGGGCUGCGGCGGGAAAGCCCCAGUCUUCAGGCUUGAGGGAACAGAGAAAGGACAAUAGAGCAUGGGGCCUUCACUUCGCAGCUCGCCUGUGACCGGCGCCGGGCUCACUGGGCAGCUGAGACCCUCCCGGAGCUCAUCUGUGGUUGCUGGGGCCCCGUCGUCACACUGGCGGCAGGCGACCUGGGCUGGCCCUUCUGGAAGGAGGGACCGGGACCGCUGUGCCCGCUGCAGAACUCGUACUUCCUGUCCUGGACCCUUGGGCCUCUGCUGGGCUCUGUGCGGCCUGUGCGGUGGAGCCCCCAGCUCUCUCCUCCACACGCCCUGCGGGACCAGCAUGCUGAGCGCUUCGCGUCUUGUCGCCUGCCGGCGGCCUCGGCCCCGGCCCUCUGCUUCCAGCCCUGCCGUUACUCCUGCUGAAGGUCCGUUUCGCUUCCUCGUGCGUCACCGCACGAAGGCCCCCGUGUGCGAAUGCCUUGACGACUCGGAGGUACAGGGCCCUUCUGCCGAGAGUGCUGGGGCUUCCCGUCCCUCCUGCAGACGCUGGCGAGCUGCCGCUGCCAGCACUGCCAGAGCGGGCAACGCGCCAUGCAGAGUGUCUGGCCUGCCCCCCUUCAAGCAGAAUUGUCGUUUGCUGUUGGUGGGACUGAGAGCAGGGUCCACCUCAGCUGCCCCUUCUGGGAGUUUGGGGAAGGUUUUUAAAAUAGAAAUGUGCAUUAUUUUCAACCUGUUUUUCUUAAUGUUUUUAGAGGACCGUUUCUAACGAGCUGUUUGAUGAAGUACCUCAGAGCAUCUAGGCCUGUCGCAAAGGGCAGGCACAGGGGCACAAGCCGCUUCUCUGGGAAGCCGGUGGACGGCCCUCCAGAGCGCCCCAGGGGACGCAGCGUCCUGAGCUGUGCAGAUCCCCAGCCCCCGGGAGCAGGGCUUUGCCGUCUCUGUGAGGCCCCUAGAAGCUGCCAGGCAGCGGGGGUGCUUUUCUGUGGGGGUGGGGGGUCCCGACGUGGGGCAGCUGGCCUUCGAGCCUUGGAGAACACUGUUCAGAUGCUCGGACCUUGUGCCUGUCUCCGCUUUUAUUUGCAAAUACUGUCCAGACUCUGACCCAUGGCGGAUAGGACUUGUCACAAAAAUAGCGGAGGAAGAUGUUGCAGAAAAUACCCUUAGGGAUGCACAGCUAACAGGCCACACCGGACUACCGUUUUUAACUUGGAUUUGUAACUUGAUGUCUCUGUUUAUAAGAUACUAAUGAUCUGCAAUGUAUUUUAUUGGCCAAUUAAAACAGAUGUUUUAUUCUUUCUGA